Molecule: messenger RNA, 1989 nt
Organism: Didymosphaeria variabile
Lineage: Eukaryota; Fungi; Ascomycota; Dothideomycetes; Pleosporales; Didymosphaeriaceae
Exons: 3
Coding region: 1-1989 (662 amino acids)
Molecular function (GO): protein binding
Source: RefSeq, a predicted model, not a curated record
AUGAGGGGCACCCCUAAAAACCGUCCGAAGAGCCACCAGCAGGCUCAAUUCUCCGACAGUCCCUCUGGCAUCCCUCGUCCCGCCCUCGAACAUCAUAUUUCUCAGACUGACGGUGCCUCAACGCUCAGCGCCAGUCGCGCGAAGCAAACGAAGCGAGAUGAGGCAAUUCGCCGCAAGAUUGAGGGGGACCUGAACAAGAAGAAGAACCUUGGAGGCCGUGUCCGCCAGUCAAAGAAAGCACCACCGGGUACUGUCCUCGCUCUCAAGCCGAGCCCGGCGCUACAGAUCAAGCCCAACACGACCGUCGCCGAAGCCGCCCAGCUGAUGGCAGCCAAGAGGGAGGAUUGCGUCUUGGUCACAGAUGAUGAUGACCGCAUUGCCGGUAUCUUUACUGCAAAAGAUCUGGCCUUCCGCGUGGUUGGUCAGGGUAUCAAAGCUCAGAGUAUCACUAUCGAGGAGAUCAUGACCAAGAACCCGCUUUGCGCGAAGACGGAUACAAGUGCUACGGAUGCUUUGGAUCUCAUGGUUCGGAAAGGCUUCCGCCAUUUGCCAGUCAUGGACGAGAACCAUGAUAUUUCUGGCAUCCUGGAUAUCACCAAGUGCUUCUACGAUGCUAUGGAGAAGCUCGAGCGGGCCUAUAGCUCAUCACGGAAAUUGUACGAUGCUUUGGAGGGUGUACAGGCAGAGAUGGGCUCAAGCCAGCCACAACAGAUCAUUCAGUACGUUGAGGCCAUCCGACAAAAGAUGUCUGGUCCUACGCUCGAGUCGGUCCUGAACGGACUGCCACCGACCACUGUCUCGGUGCGAACAUCAGUCAAGGAGGCUGCUACUCUGAUGAAGGAGAACCAUACGACUGCUGUUCUGGUGCAAGACCAAGGUCAAAUUACCGGGAUUUUCACCAGCAAAGAUGUUGUGCUUCGUGUCAUCGCGGCCGGGCUUGACCCUGCAACUUGCAGUGUUGUGCGUGUCAUGACUCCACACCCCGACUUUGCGCCCAUGGACAUGAGUAUUCAGGCAGCGCUCCGAAAAAUGCAUGAUGGCCACUACUUGAACUUGCCUGUUAUGAGCGAGGCUGGAGAGAUUGUUGGCAUGGUCGACGUCUUGAAGUUGACCUAUGCUACCCUAGAUCAGAUCAACAACAUCAGCACGCAGGACGGUGAAGGUCCUGCCUGGAAUAAGUUUUGGUUGUCGCUGGACAAUGAGACUGAAUCAAUGAUGUCCGGCGAGGGACGAAGCAAUGUUGCGCCUGGCACUCCCGACCAUCGCUCGAUGAUGUCCCAUGACAUGGUCCGACCCCAUCUUAUGGAUCGUGGAGAUAGCGUCCUACCGAACGACUCGGCCUCUCACGUUGGAAAUUCGCCGGAUGCUUCUGCCUUAGGUGGCGCACCAGCCACACCUCUGGAGGAUAGCCCUUUUGCAUUCAAAUUCAAGGCCCCUAGCGGCCGUGUGCACCGUCUGCAAGUUGUCGCAUCCGCCGGAAUUGAGGAACUCAUCGCCAGCGUCGCCGCAAAACUUGGAUCGGAGGACGUCGAAGCCCUGGGUGGUAUUCCUACUUUUGAGGACGGAAGGAUAUCCAAGUCUGGAUUCGCCCUCAGCUACCUUGACAACGAGGGCGACACCGUAUCAAUCACCACCAACGAGGACCUUGUCGAGGCGAUCAGCCUGUCUCGUCUGGCACACCGCGAGAAAGUUGACCUCUUCGUACACGAUCCGAAGGACCCGCCUCUGCCCGCUACUGUUGAGCCUCAACCCGCUCUGUCCAAGCCAGUCACUCCUCCUGAUUCGGUCCUGCGGGAACGCAAACAGUUCUUCGAAGAUGACGAGGAAGAACAACCUCGACAAGUCCGACGUCAACCCACAUCCGCCAAGCAAGAAGUCCCCGAGCUCAUCGCUGGCGUGCCUAACGAGUUCCUACUUCCAGGUGCUAUUGCUGGCCUGGCUGUGGUGAUCGUGGCUGUUUUCGCAAUUGGUAGGGCCUCGAGUCGAUAG